Messenger RNA from Arabidopsis thaliana (thale cress), 2336 nucleotides. It is a transcript of the gene BARS1, whose product is annotated as baruol synthase 1. NCBI's taxonomy places the organism in Eukaryota, Viridiplantae, Streptophyta, Magnoliopsida, Brassicales, Brassicaceae. The record is from RefSeq and is marked reviewed. Gene Ontology annotation, biological process: triterpenoid biosynthetic process. Gene Ontology annotation, molecular function: intramolecular transferase activity; oxidosqualene cyclase activity; baruol synthase activity. Gene Ontology annotation, cellular component: lipid droplet. The coding region runs from base 1 to 2280 and encodes 759 amino acids. The transcript has 14 exons.
AUGUGGAGACUGAGAAUUGGUGCUAAGGCCAAAGAUAAUACUCACUUGUUCACCACCAAUAACUAUGUUGGUAGGCAGAUUUGGGAGUUUGAUGCCAACGCUGGCUCUCCGGAGGAACUUGCCGAGGUCGAGGAGGCUCGUCGGAAUUUCUCCAACAACAGGUCACGGUUCAAGGCUAGUGCCGAUCUCCUAUGGAGGAUGCAGUUUCUUAGGGAGAAGAAGUUUGAGCAGAAGAUUCCGCGAGUGAUAGUGGAGGAUGCAGAAAAAAUAACGUAUGAAGAUGCAAAGACUGCAUUAAGAAGAGGAUUACUAUAUUUCACGGCAUUGCAAGCUGAUGAUGGACAUUGGCCUGCUGAAAACGCUGGUUCCAUAUUCUUCAAUGCCCCUUUUGUGAUAUGUCUGUACAUCACUGGACAUCUUGAGAAAAUCUUCACUCACGAGCAUCGUGUAGAGUUACUUCGGUACAUGUACAACCAUCAGAACGAAGAUGGUGGGUGGGGAUUGCACGUAGAAAGCCCCAGUAAUAUGUUCUGCUCAGUCAUAAACUACAUAUGUUUACGGAUCUUGGGAGUAGAAGCUGGUCAUGAUGAUAAAGGAAGUGCUUGUGCAAGGGCUCGUAAAUGGAUCCUCGACCAUGGUGGUGCUACAUACUCCCCCUUGAUCGGAAAAGCUUGGCUUUCGGUUCUUGGGGUUUAUGAUUGGUCUGGCUGCAAACCUAUACCCCCUGAGUUCUGGUUCCUUCCUUCAUUUUUCCCUGUUAAUGGAGGGACUCUCUGGAUUUAUUUAAGGGAUAUUUUCAUGGGGCUGUCAUACUUGUAUGGUAAAAACUUUGUCGCUACCUCAACACCUCUCAUUCUCCAGCUCCGAGAAGAAAUUUAUCCGGAGCCUUACACAAAUAUCAGUUGGAGGCAAGCACGAAACCGAUGUGCAAAGGAAGAUCUCUAUUAUCCACAGUCAUUUUUACAAGAUUUGUUUUGGAAAGGUGUUCAUGUAUUCUCAGAGAAUAUCCUAAAUCGAUGGCCUUUCAACAAUCUCAUAAGACAAAGAGCUCUUCGAACCACUAUGGAACUUGUUCACUAUCAUGAUGAAGCAACCAGAUAUAUUACAGGCGGAUCUGUACCAAAGGUAAUUGCUGUUUUUCAUAUGCUUGCAUGUUGGGUAGAAGACCCAGAGAGUGAUUAUUUUAAGAAACAUCUUGCUCGAGUCCCUGAUUUCAUAUGGAUUGGCGAGGAUGGACUGAAAAUUCAAUCUUUUGGUAGCCAAGUGUGGGAUACAGCCUUGUCUUUACAUGUCUUUAUAGACGGUUUCGAUGAUGAUGUUGAUGAAGAGAUUAGGUCAACGCUCCUUAAAGGAUAUGAUUACUUGGAAAAAUCUCAAGUUACAGAGAACCCUCCUGGCGAUUACAUGAAAAUGUUUCGUCACAUGGCGAAAGGUGGAUGGACGUUUUCGGACCAAGACCAAGGAUGGCCAGUUUCAGAUUGUACUGCUGAGAGUUUAGAGUGCUGUCUGUUCUUUGAGAGCAUGUCGUCAGAGUUUAUUGGCAAGAAAAUGGAUGUGGAGAAACUCUAUGAUGCAGUUGAUUUCCUUCUCUAUCUGCAGAGUGAUAAUGGAGGUAUAACAGCAUGGCAACCAGCGGACGGAAAACUUGUGGAGUUUAUUGAAGACGCGGUUGUUGAGCAUGAGUAUGUAGAAUGUACUGGAUCUGCAAUUGUAGCGUUGGCUCAAUUCAAUAAACAAUUUCCGGGGUAUAAAAAGGAAGAGGUUGAACGGUUUAUAACAAAAGGCGUAAAGUACAUUGAGGACUUGCAAAUGGUGGAUGGUUCAUGGUACGGAAAUUGGGGAGUGUGCUUCAUCUAUGGUACCUUCUUUGCUGUAAGAGGUCUUGUGGCUGCUGGGAAGUGUUACAAUAACUGUGAGGCAAUUCGUAGAGCAGUUCGUUUCAUUCUCGACACUCAAAACACGGAGGGUGGCUGGGGAGAGAGCUAUCUAUCUUGUCCAAGAAAGAAAUAUAUUCCGUUGAUAGGAAACAAGACAAAUGUGGUGAAUACAGGACAAGCACUUAUGGUUCUAAUUAUGGGAAAUCAAAUGAAGAGAGAUCCUUUGCCGGUUCAUCGUGCUGCCAAAGUGUUGAUCAAUUCACAAAUGGAUAACGGCGAUUUCCCACAACAGGAAAUAAUGGGAGUGUUCAAGAUGAAUGUGAUGCUCCAUUUUCCAACCUACAGAAACAUGUUCACUCUUUGGGCUCUUACACAUUACACGAAGGCUCUGCGAGGGCUCUGAAACUCCACAACCCAAGAAUAAAAAUGUGCCUUUUAUUAUACUUUGAAAUAUUCGGA